AACCAUUUUCUGAAAUUAAACAUCUUCAGUGUUUAGUUGUUUUACAUUACGAAUUUGCUAAGUUAGAAACAAAAAAUUAAAAAAAAUUUUUACUCGCUUUAUUAUAUUAAUUUAGCUAUUUUAUGAAAUAUUUUAUAUACGGAAAUUUUAUAAAGAAUAACUAAUUUAAAUUGAAGUACAUUCCAUAUCAUCCCUUCGAAUUCUGAUAUGUGUAGGUUAAUGUUUUUGAUUUUCAUUUUCGAUUCUGUCUUUCGCAUCUUCGCUGUCAUUGUGGUUGGUUGUUCUGAUUAGCAUUUUCGCACGCGCCUCUAGUAAAUUGAUAAUUUUUAUAAAAAAUUCUAAUUUGAAAAAUUGUGCGAAAAUAUAAAGAGGCUAGUGAAGUUUAAAGCGGCACCGAAACUUUUUAAAAGAAGUUUGCAUGAGAAGAAUUGUGCGCUGUUAGCAUUGUGUAACCACGAAGUUGACAACAAAGAGUGUUUUUAACUACCAAUUCCCACUAAUUUCUGGCAGUCCACAUAGUGCUUUUAUAAAAUCUACAAACCUCUUGGAAUUCUUUAAAAAUGUGUUCAACUAUUUUGUUGAAGUAAAAUCGGUGGACCUAAGUUAAAUAAAAGUAAACUAUUGCAAAAAAGAGGCCUAUGAUAACAUGUGAUAAAAGUCAAAUUGGCACAUGAGUGCAAAGGAAAAAAAUUAGAAGUACAAUAUUCUGAGCAAAUGUUUUAAAUUUAAAUUGAGUGAAAGGUGAAUAAAGACGCCAGAAUACAAGAAAAUAUAUAAUCAAAAUCAUCAAAAUAAAAAAAAUACAGAAGUAUAAAAAAUAUAGUAAACGAAAGGCAAAAAGAGGAAGUGCAAAAACAUACUGAAGAGUGUAGCGAGAGACCAAAAUACGAAGCAAAACAUUAAACGGGAGAUACUGACUACAACAUAUUUUAAAUAAAUUAAUUUUUAAUUGAAUGAAAUAAUUUUAAUUUCUCAAUAAGUCAUUAUAAGAACACAAACGGAUAUAAUUGAAAGAUUAAAUUUAGAAAAAACUCAGUUUCAAAACCUGUUGGGGGAAUAUGAGUUAUAAUAAAAAUAUUGGAAAUGAGAAACAAAAUCCAGUCAUUUUUGAAGAAUCAACAAUAUCAACGUCUGCAGUGACAUUAGCAGACGAUUCAAUAAAUAUAAAUACAGCAGGCGAAAAUGAAAAGUGCAUCCAAAGUGAAAAACAAAGUGAAGUUUUUCAGUUACCAAUUCGGCGUACAAUCAAUGAGGCGACCGAAAAUUUAGCGCCAGCAAUUGGUAAGUCUAUGUUUGCGGGUAGUGAUGAUAGCGAACUAGCAGGCAUAGCAAAUGUUGUAGGCGAAAAUGAAGAGCGGAGGGCAAUUACAAACGUCAUUAAACAAGAGGAACAUGCUGCCAUACCGCCUAGCAUAGUUUCGAAAAAUCAGGCAAAUAUAUAUCAACCAAGCGAUCAUUUAUGUAGUAAGAAUAUAGCUACAAAGAACAAUGAGAUUAAGGCAACGGAUGUUGAAAAAGCAGAUGUGGUGGGGGAUGGUACACAAUUGUCACAUUUUGCCAAAGAAACAUGCGCUGAAAUUGCAACUACAAAGACAAUGAUCGUACCAGCAAUAACAUCUAGACCACCUAUACCGCCUACGCCGCCCUCUUCACCGACAUCGCCCAUCUUAGCAAUGCCAAUACAAAGCGGCGUAACACAUCUUACGCACACGUCUAGCGAUCCCACAUUAAGCGGACAGUCACAGAUGUGCCCGAAUCAGCAGCAGCAAAAAAUGAGAAGUUAUCAUGAUUCUAAGCAAACGACGAUGUGGUCAAAAGAUUCAGUGCUCGGGUCAAGCGGUAGUGUAAGCAUAGAUAAAGCAUCUAUUAACACAAAAACAACAGUGUUGUCAAGACACACGGGUGCUAUUACAAAGGCUGGUGCUUACAGUGUUACAGUUUCACCGUGCUCAUUACGCAAAGGAUCCGAUCCGAUUAGUUCAUUAACCCGUCGAGUUUCAUUUCCAAAAAGUGACAAUGAACUGGUUACUGGCUACCUGGAACCGGCGAACCCAUGGGGACAAGCAUGUUUGGUUAAGAGCAUUUCCGAAAUUGCCGAACUCUAUGUGAUGUCAUGCCGCAAACAUAAAACAAAACCCUUACAGACUGUAUUGGAUCACUUGAAAGGUGUUGAACUCAAUAAACAGCAACGUCAGCCAGUGCUAUCGUUGAAAACAAUUAAAUUGGCCGCCAGCGAUUGCGAAGCAUUGGAGGAAAUUUUUAAACGGGUACAGUACAAAUUUAUAGAUCUCUCAUCAUGUGACCUGGAUGAGUGGGCGACAAGCGCACUCUUUGAAAUGAUCGAGUAUUAUGAGGCCACCAAUGAGUUGGACAUCUCAUCCAAUUCCAAGGGUAUGACCGUGCGCGGUUGGGCUGGUUGCAUGGCUAUGGUAAGGCAUAGCGAAGAAUUGCGUGUAUUAAUCGCACAAGGCAAUCCAAUUUCGAAGCAAAGUGCUGACGGCUUGGGACUGGCGAUAAGUGCAUCGAAUUUGCAUACCAUAAAAUUAGAACAUUGUGGUUUGAGGGGUGCGCUCGAUGGCUUAUGUUUUAAAUUGCGCUCAAAUUCUGUACUUAAAGAGCUGUGGUUAGCACAUAACGAUUUAGAUUGUAAAGAUGCUGAAGCUAUUGGCUCUUUGUUGAAGUACAAUCACUACAUCGAACUGAUUGAUAUAAGCAACAACAAUAUCAGAGAUAUGGGGCUGCUUUACAUCGUCGAAGCAUUGAUACUGCAAUCAAAUGAAUUAGAACGGCGUUCGAUGUUGCAUCGCUCUGCGGCAGUCGACGACGAUGAUAGCUUGUCUUCGAUUGAUGCAUCACAGACAACUGACUUAGACUCUAGUGAUUCGUUCAAUACUAGCGGUAAGAGCAGCGUCGAGGAAAACGUUGAGCAUACUGAAAGCGAAGUUAAAGUGCUGGAGAGUAAACAAAAAGUAAGCAUUGCUGAUAACUCCAUGGACGUUUUUAGCACGCCAAAGGCUACAGAUAAAGUCACAAACACUGCGGUGGAAGUAACAGUGUCACAAGGUAAUACAGUUUCAAAUGGUAAAUCUACGGUUGGCGCUGGAGGUCCGUUAACCACAGCGUCAAAUGUUGCGUCUUUGGACGAAAUGGACGGUGAUGAUGAUACGGAGGAUACAGUUAAAUCAAGCAAUCAUAAGAACGGUACAUUUACCCCAACUGGCCAAUCAAUGUUGGAUAAACUGCUGUCCAUGAAUAGCGAAAGCAGCAGCGAAGAGGGUGCCUCAAAUUUGUCCACAGAUACCAUAGCGGCAUGUGGCUCUGAAGAUGCCAGCAUUACAAGUGAUGACAUAUUUGAUACGUCCGCGGCAACGGGGACGGGGACGGCAAGCGCAUCGAACGAUACGAAUAAGAGUAACUCUAACAUGAAGGCGGCAAACGACUUAUUGGCAAGUGCAGCGGCGAGAGUGGAAAGUGGUACGGACUUAAAGCUUUGUCAAGCUAAAGGCGUGGAGCAAAUGGUGUUGAUUGAUAUUACGUCUUCGGAUACAGAUUCCCGCAGCACACCGCUUGACAACAGCAGCAAUGGUAGUAGUGCUGAAGGCACCGCUAAUAAUAGCAACAAUCAUAGUGAAUCGAUAUCGACAGCUUCGCCAUCAAGUAAUGAUGAAAACAAUGGCAACAAUAACACAACAAACAGCACAAUUUCCGACAUCAGAAGUGACGAAGACGUUUGCAGGAAAUAUCACGACUUAGGCCGGCCAGCGACGCAAGAUCAGGAUAAUCAGAAUCAGAAUGUACUCUUACGGCAACAAGCGAAUGUGCCCAAUGUUGCUAAUAUUUUUGAAGUAACCGCCGGAGAAGGUGAUUGCACGAUUGCCGAAGCGCCCGUUGAUGGCGAUCGUUUGCCGCUGGAUCAAACAGCAACGCUAUUGCAGCAACAAUUGCCUGCUUCGAAAGCGGUUGAUGUAAAUAAGAACACAAAACUGGCCGAUGAUUAUGACGAUACGCACAGUACUGAUUCUGCAUUUGAAAGUGCCUCCGAGGGUGAUAUUAGUAGGCACUUGCCAGAAGAAUAUAGUAGGCUAUCGUCUUCGUUUGACGGUGCGCCCAUGGAUGAUAUUGUAAAGGGUGUCGCCAUUGAAACGGGUACUAUUGCUACAGAGUCUACGGAGUAUUUGGCAGACGCGGGUGUAACGCCAACUUCUACACCAACACCGCCUUCUCCGUUGAAUACACGACAAUUGGGUGUCUCACUAAGUGCUUUGGACGAUGAUAUAGAUGCGAAUUGUCGUACAAUAACACCAAAUACAGAUUUCACAGCCAACACAUAUGCCAGUGUGGUGAAGACGUCGAGCGAAGUAGAGACAUCAACUGCGACAACGCAAACCCCAACAAAACCUGCUACGUGUACAGUUACAGCGGCGCCUACAGAAGGUACACAGGAAAAUGUACUGAAUGAAUUACCUUCAAUGCCGAAGGUCACUAUCGUUUCAGAUAGUUUGGCGACGAAAGAUAAGGAAGCGCAAGGUAAUCGUUUAAUACCAACACCACCGCCACCGUCAACCUCGCCUGGCGGCGCUAGUCAGGGUAUGCGUCGUACAGAGUCAUCGGUCACCUUCAUUACGCCUGCCACUCGUCAUCGAUCGCAAAGUUCGGAUAGCCUCUGCAGUGACAAUUCACUGGACGGCAGCAUUAGUAGUGAUCUGAAUUUUUCCACUUCAUCACAGCUAAAUGAGAAACUUACCAAAAAUGAUACACUCACGCGGCAACAACGACAAUCGGAUGCACGCGCCGAACCAGCGGUGAAGACACCUAGUGGCUUGAAGGCGCUCGCACUGUGGAAUAAUAAUUUGAGCAAAGAGUCUGGUCGCUACAUAGCGAAUCUGUUGGCGGAGACCAAUUCGCUGGAACUACUGAACAUCGGCAAAAAUUGCCUAUCAAAUGACUUCGUAACGCGAAUUAAAGAUAGUCUCAUGCGAAAUACGACGCUGACGACACUGGGUCUGCAGAGCGCGCAUCUGAGUGCGAAUGGCAUCGAAACGUUGGCUUCAAUACUUACUUUCGGUGGCAAUAGCACACUGCAACGUCUAGAUAUACGCGACAAUAAGCUAGAAGUGGAGAGUCUAACGAAAAUCGCUGAAGUGCUCAAAUCCAAUACAACCAUCACUCAAAUCGAUAUCGAUGAUGAACCGAAACGUUUGUCGGUGGGCAGCGAGGCGCACAUGGAUUAUACGCGCGUUCUGGAAAAUGUGCGCUCAAUGUGUUCGCGUAAUGAAAAGACGCAGGCGCAAUUACAAUCGGACAAAUUGCAUACAUGUGGUGCGGCCAAUAAACGACGCAGCGGCUACUAUAUGGGCUCACGCAAAAUCUCUUUGACUUGCCAUACACGCCCACUCUUCGAGACUACAACUGUGAUGACCGCCAGCACCCCAGCACCGUCGGCGGUCAAUACGAAGUUAGAAGCGAAGCGAAAAACUGGUGCACGCCUGCGCUCACCGGUGCCAAGUCCACCGACAAUUUCACCAUCCUCGUCGCCAAAUCGCAGCCGUUUUCAGGUGUUUCGUGUCACUGAAGACAGCCCGGUCACUUCGCCCUUGGCUCAAACACCGCCUUCAACCGCGUCAUCCACAUCAUCGCUAGCCACCAACAGCAAUGGCAGCACAGUUUCUAUGCCGGCUGAUAUGCCAUACAAGAGUUCGUUGAGCGCAUUGCCGACGACAUCAAGCUCACUCCCAACGUCCAGUUCGCUACCCUCAAUGGCCAUGGCUACGUCGUCGACGCAAUCUAUUAAGCGAUUUUCAUCGUCGCAACGCUCACGUUUUCUGGUUUCAAAGAUUUACGAGGAUCCACGCGUGCCAUUGUCGAGUCGCUCAUUACCGCCAAUUACACCACCGAUCCAUUUGCCACCCACACCAAUCGCAAAACAUGCACCGGAAAAACUCAGUGUAUACUCUGCUGCGCAAGAGAAGUCAGCAGAAACAGCAACAGUAGCAGCAGUCGAUACCAAAGCAGCCGGUGAAAACUCAGCAACUCAAGAGGAUAAAAUCACAACCGCUCAUAAACGGGGCGAAGGUGACAAGGCUGUUGUACAGCCUACAACACUAAUCGUGACACCGCCAACACCCGCCAUUGCCGAAAUCAACGGUAGCAACACAAGCACAAAUAUUCCGGAUUUCAGUCAGAAUAUUUAUACAAAACAAGUUGAUAGUACAAAAACAAUAGCGCCGAUGCCUACACAACAACAAGAAGAAAUAUCACAACCAGUAGCGCAAACACCACUGCAACAAAGUGAAAUACAACAACAAGCACCACUGUCACCGCCAAACACUAAUGUAGGCGAUAGCGAAGCAACCGCCACCACUAACACCACCAUUACCACACAGAGUUCUAACAAUACUUCAUUAUCGCCCAUCUGUUCUUCUUCGUCCUCUUCAUCAUCCACAUCGCCUGCGUCGCUGCAUUCGAAUUCCUCUUCAACAUCGACAUCCUCACCGCUGUCGGCCAUCUUUUCCAGCAGCUCCAGUGACUCCGCCGAUGGUAUUGGUGGAAAUAAUGGUGCUAUUGGGGAGCUCAGUUUACGCGAUGAACUCUUGAAUGCCGCUACCACCCGUUGCCCACUUGCCGUUUUCAAUGAUAAUGAUAACGACAUUACACUCACCAAGAACUCAACAACCGAUCUAAGCUCGUCUUCUGCGUCGCCGUUGACUACGGAGGAAUCGCAGCAACGCCAACGCAAAGUCUCGUGGAUGGCGAAUCCGGGCGCUGUAGACAAGUUACGUUCACUCUUCUUUCAGCGUAGCUCAUCACCUGAGAAUAAGACACAAUCAUCGUCAGCGGCUAGUACGCCUCCACAGACAAAUCCAACAGCCAUGCUCCCCUCUACUAUGAAUAACACAACAGUUGCUAUUAAUAAUGCUACAGCUUUCAACGUUGGCGACUGUACUUUGAGUGACGCCUCCUCACAACAGCUCCUGCAAAAAUUCGUCCAUGCCUCGCAGCAGUUAAGUAAGGUCUUUCGACAAAAUCUCUCUUUUGGAAAUGAGGCUACAGCCCCAACAACAACAGCAGCAACGUUAACAACAAAUACUUUUACCGGUAACACAACCGGUGCCAGCAGCAACGCAGAUGACGCUUUAUCAGGUGGCUCUGAUGGAAGUGGCAGUAAUACACUACCAACAGAGCAGCAUGAUAUUGCGCUCAUACCCACCGAAGUUAAGCAAGAGAUCAAAGAGAACAUCUCACCGGAGCAUACAAUCAAUGAGGAGACAUUGCAAAGCUUACAAAAGCUCACCGGCAUUGAGGAGGCGGUGCGUUGUGUAAAGGAGCAACAACCCCUGGGAGCGGUAGCGUUAUUGGAGGAUGUGGACGCUGCAGGGGUUAUUAAAAAAUCGACAGUGCUUGAAGAUUUCAAUGCUAAGACCACUGGUGGAAACACCAAUCUGGUUAGUGGCUUGCACGCUGUCGAGGGAGCUAAUCUUGCACUGGCGCCGACUUUAGUCAAAAAAGAAGAGCCAGUCAACAGUGCGGCUUCGAAUGUGGCUGCCAGCACUUAAGUUAAACGGGUUUUUUACUUUCUAACUGUAAACUUUAAAAAUUAUUUAAUUUUUUUUAUAUUUACUUAGAUUUUUUUAAUUUAAAAAUUGGGAGUUGUAUUGUUGUAUACUUAUAAUAUUAAUCUAUACAGACAGAUAUACAGAUAUAUAUAUAUUUGGCGAUCACGCACUUAAGUAACUUAAAAUUAGUGGAUUUUCUAAUCUUUGUGCUAGCUUUAAGAAGUAAUUACGCGCUUUCUUCGCUCCCUCCUUUUUACGAAUUACGCUUAGGCAGUAUAUAUAUGUUUGACAACAACAACUACAAAAAGUUGCAAAGUGUUGAAAUAUGCUGUGUGCGCCGUUAGCAAACAGAGUUAUUAGUACUUAAAUGAAUUUUUUUCAAACAACACUUAAAUUAUCUCCCAAGUUCUAUACAUACAUACAUUGAAGCGGUCAAGUGCUGUCUUUAAAAUUGCUUGCUUUAAUACAAACUCAAUUGCUGUGGUGUUAAGCGUGCUGCUACAAUAAUUUCCGUUGAACUUUUGCAACUGAGGAAUAAUUAUGUGAUUUCAAAUGCGAGCGUAAAUGUUGGAUUAAUGUCUAUUAUUAUUGUUCUUUUACAAAACAAUGUUGGUAUGUGUAUAUGUGUGCGUGUAUGCGCGCGUGUGUGUGUGUGUGUAAGUGCCUAACUGUAAAUAUGUAUUUCGUUGUAAUGUAACGAAGCAGUAAGUUUAAGCAGGUGUGUGAUUUGUUGAGUUGCAUUUGAUGUCGAAAUGAUGCUAUAAUUAUGUAUAUAAAUAUUUAUUUAAUUUUAAAAACGCAAUGGUGUGUUUUGUGGUGAUAAUUCAGUUGAUGUGUAUUUGCGCAAACUCAUUAAGCGAAGAGCUCGACAUGCUUUUAACACUACUGAGCAGUUGCAGCUGAAUUUUUUGAAGAUGGUGUAUGGCAAACAAGUGGUUUGAGUUGUUGUGAAGUAAUGCAAAACAAAAUUUAAAUUAAUAAAACACAAAUUUAAUAAAUGAAAGCAAAAAAAAAUUAUUAAAAUAAGAAAAAAAAGAAACAUACAUACAUAUAUGUAGAACAUGCAUAAAAUACUUGUAGAAUUCACAACUAAUUGUGUAAAUUGCGCAGAGUUGGAUUUUGUUAACCAUUUCCUAAUAGAUGUUGGGAAGAACAACAAAAUUGCCAGCAACUACAGUUGAACUUCCAUAACUCGAACACUUGAAUAAUAUAAGUCAAAUUUCAUACAAAUUACCUUCCUUAACUCAGAAGACACUCUAACUUGAAGUUUUUUUGUGGAUUAUGGGGAUUCGAGUUGGGAAGUUCAACUGUAUAUCAUAUUCAAAAAAAAUUACCGCGCGUUAAGGCAACCAUUCUAAAUUAUGAAUGUGUACUUAUUUGUUUACACAUUUUUAAAUAUUAUUUUAUAAAUAAACAUAGUUUUGUUGUUGUACAUAAAUAUUAAUUUUAGAAUUAUAAGUUUCAGCUUAAUGUGAUUCUUUAUUUUUGGAAAAUAUUUCUAAUUGAAUUAAAAAAAAAUAAUAACAUUGAAAUUACACAACAAACAAUUAUUUAAUAUGUAUAUUUUUUUUCAUUGCAGAAAAAAACAUUCGGCAAUAUGUACAUUAAAAUUAUUUAUAAAUGCUUAUGCAACAAGUCACAAAAAAUGGCAUAAAAUGUCUUUCCUUGAAUUUUUAACUUAAAAUUAAUAAAAUAUGGUUGUUUCUAUAAAAAAAAAAACAUUUUGAACAAACAUUAAGUUUUCCUUUGUUAUUAAACUCACAAUUAUAAUAUUUAAAAUAUUAUAUGUGUUUUAAAUUUUGCUUUGCUAAGUAGACCCGCAUGCUUCAAAAGUGUUUUAAAGAUUGAGAUACACAAAUUGGCUGCCUUUUAAAGAAAGUUAAAGUUUUUUAAAGUUUUUGGGGCAUCAGUUAUUAUACAAUACUAAUAAUAAUACGUAAUAUGAAAAAAAUAAAUAAAAAGUACUUAAAUGUUAAGUAAAUUUCGCCAAUCUUUCAUUUAAGUUAAAUUAAAAUCAAUCAAUUUUUUUUAUUUGCUCUUUGCACUCUUAAAUGUAGAAAAUUAGUGUAAACAUACAAAAUUUUAUAUUGUUUAUAGGUAAAAAAAAAAAUUCAAAAUUAAAAAAUAAAAAAUCAUUGCAAAUUGAGCUCAAAAUGGUGAAGGCGCUUUUUGCAAUAAAUUGCAGAUAUUUGUAUAUAUAUUAUAAAUUGAAAAAAUUUACAAAAUGGAAAUUUGUAUACAUUUGUUUCUGCUACUGAAAUUAUAUUCUUUUAGUGUUAAGUUAAACUACUCUACGCAAUUUACACAAAAUAAAUUUACACUAGUUUGCGGAAAGGCAGAAUUGCGUAGAAAUAGCAAACUCUGCUUCUAAGCUUUUGCGCAUGAGCCGACAAUACAUUAUAGAAAAGCCAUUACUCUAUAGACAGUUAUUUAAAGAUAAAUAGUUUAACUAUUUACAUGCAUGCAUACAAUAUUUUAUUGUUUUAUGUACACAAAUACAUAAUACAUGUAUUUAUGUGAAAAUUGCUUAUCAAACAUUACAAUGUCUGCUAUCAUUAUCAUUAAAGCCCAACAAGCAUUUCUACGCUAUAUAUAUGUAUAAGCAUAAAAAUAUUUAAUAUUUUAUUUAAACUUUAGCCUACCGGAACGAACUCGGGUUUAUGUACAUAGUAUAUCCGACCAUUGACCUGCUACAAUGUUUGUUAUGCUGCUACAACAACAAUGCAAUAAUUUUCUAAAACUUAAAAACACAAAUACAGAAAAAUAGUUAUUUUAAUUUUUUAGUACAAAAUUGAAUUGCUUUUGU
Molecule: messenger RNA, 10359 nt
Organism: Zeugodacus cucurbitae (melon fly)
Lineage: Eukaryota; Metazoa; Arthropoda; Insecta; Diptera; Tephritidae
Product: serine-rich adhesin for platelets
Exons: 8
Coding region: 1059-7553 (2164 amino acids)
Source: RefSeq, a predicted model, not a curated record